Molecule: messenger RNA, 4028 nt
Organism: Coregonus clupeaformis (lake whitefish)
Lineage: Eukaryota; Metazoa; Chordata; Actinopteri; Salmoniformes; Salmonidae
Product: SEC14 domain and spectrin repeat-containing protein 1
Exons: 20
Coding region: 351-2609 (752 amino acids)
Source: RefSeq, a predicted model, not a curated record
CCCCUGAAAACAAACCAUAUUUCAAUAGCAAAUCCAGUGUCGAUAUGGCUGAGUUGUAACUUUUGAUGAUAGAAACAUUUUUCUAACGGUGUCUAAAGGCUUGAAAGAUGUGAUCACGUAGAUGUGAUCGCGUAGGCUACAGUCCAAGAAAUCAGUGGAACUCAGAUAAAAAGUGGGAUUUCCAGAAGGAACAGCUGCCUACUGCUGCUCCUCCUACAGACUACAUUGAUUCAGCAUCGUAUAAUGGUACAUACUUCGUCCUGUUUCGUCUGAGAACAUGGGCCCAGAAGGAAAGGUUUGAAGGAGGUACCUGUGAUUUCUAGGAAGACUGAAGGGUGGAACUUGGCAGGAUGGAGGCCACCAACAUACUGCCCAUUCUGAAGAAACGCCUAGCCUUCUUGUCAGGAGGCAAGGACAGACGCAGUGGGCUAAUCCUUACCAUUCCACUAUGUACAGAACAGACCAGUAUGGAGGAGCUCAGCUCCACGUUGGACUAUCUCCUUGACAUCCCCAGUGACAAGUGUAAAGCAAGAGGCUUCACAGUCAUUGUGGAUGGACGGAAGUCUCAGUGGAACAUAGUGAAGACGGUGGUGCUCAUGUUGCAGAAUGUGAUUCCAGCAGAGGUGUCCCUGGUGUGUGUGGUGAAGCCUGAUGAAUUCUGGGACAAGAAGGUCACUCAUUUCUGCUUCUGGAAGGAGAAGGACAGACUAGGCUUUGAGGUUAUUCUGGUAUCUGCCAAUAAGCUCACACGCUACAUCGAGCCCUGUCAGCUUACUGAUGAGUUUGGGGGAAGUCUGGUGUACGAUCACAUAGACUGGGUGAACAAAAGACUGGUCUUUGAAAAGUUUACCAAGGAGUCCACAUCCCUUCUAGAUGAGCUGGUGGUCAUCAAUGACAGUGAGAAAAGCAGCCAGUUAGACAAAGAAAGGCCACCAGAUUGUAACUUCCUACCAUCUUUGGAUCCUGAAACAGUUCUACAAACUGGCCAUGAGUUGCUGUCGGAGCUGCAGCAGCGGAGGUUUAAUGGAGCAGAGGGAGGUGGUGUGGCCUGGUCCCCCAUGGAUGAUGAGCUACUGGCCCAGCCACAGGUCAUGAAGCUGCUGGACUCCCUCAGGGAACAGUACACCAAGUACCAGGAGGUGUGUCGCCAACGCAGCAAACGAUCCCAGCUGGAGGAUAUACAGACCAAGGUCAUGCAGGUUGUGAAUUGGCUGGAGGGGCCUGGCACAGAGCAGCUCCGAACACAGUGGGGGAUCGGAGAUUCCAUCAGGGCCUCCCAGGCCCUGCAGCAGAAACACGAGGAGAUAGAGAGCCAACACAGCGAGUGGUUUGCAGUAUACGUGGAGCUGAACCAGCAGAUAGCAGCGUUGCUGAGUUCUGGAGACGAGGAGGACCUAGUGGAGUUAAAGGGUCUACAGCAGCAGCUCAGUGAUGUCUGUUACAGACAGGCCAGCCAACUGGAGUCCAGACAGAACGUACUGCAGUCAGCACACGAGUUCCACGGCACCGCACAGGACCUGUCCCAGCAACUGGAUGGUCUACUGGGCAUGCUCUGUGCAGACGUGGCGCCUGCUGACGGGGCUGCCAUCCAACAAACACUCAAACACCUCGAGGAAAAACUCAAGAGCGUCGAGGGAGCCCUGGUAGGCCUGAGGGAGAAAGGUCAGGUCCUGAUGGAUCAGAUGUCCAACCAGACUUCCUGGUCCUAUGGGAAAGACGUGCCCAUCGAGAACAAAGACAACGUUGAUCACAUCCAAGGUGUCAUGGAGGACAUGCAGCUCCGGAAACAAAGAUGUGAGGAUAUGGUGGAUGUCAGGAGACUGAAGAUGCUUCAGAUGGUCCAGCUGUUCAAGUGUGAGGAAGAUGCAUCACAGGCGGUGGAGUGGCUGGGUGAGCUCCUUGAUGCUCUUCUAAAGACCCACAUCAGACUAGGGGACGACUCACAGGAAACCAAAGUGCUGCUGGAGAAACACAAGAAGUUUGUGGAUGUUGCACAGAGCACCUAUGACUACGGCCGUCAGCUGCUCCAGGCGACGGUGGUGUUGUGUCAGUCUCUACGGUGCUCCACACGCUCCUCUGGUGACACCCUGCCACGCCUCAACCGGGUCUGGAAACAAUUCACUGUCACCACCGAGGAGAGGGUCCAUCGGCUGGAGAUGGCCUGCUCCUUCCACACCGCAGCUGAGAAGGUGCUGGUCCAAGCCAGCCCAGACCUGGGUGAUCUCCCAGUUGAGGUGGAGCAGGAGACCUAUGAGGAGGUGGAGACUGUGGGGAAGGCUCUACUGGACAGACUCACUGUCCCUGUUAUAUUCCCAGACGGGAGCGAGCAGUACUUUGGCAGUCCUGGAGACAUGGCGUCCUCUGCUGAACACAUCCGGGACAAGAUGAAGCUGGUGGAGGACAGGAAACUGACUCUGCACGAGGAAGAUGAAGAGGAAGAAGACAUCGAGCAGCUACAGUAUGAGCAGAUACAUGACCAGGACGAAGAACUACAAGAUGAUGAAGAACUACAAGACGACCAGGAACUACAUGAUGAAGAACUACAGGAAGUGGAUAAUGAACUACAAGAUGGGGAGGAACUAGAACUGGAGAAUGAGACGGACACUUAGGAAUGCUAAUGGGGCUCUUAUAACAGCUAGCCUGGUCCCAGAUCAGUUUGUGCUGUCUUGCCAAAUCCUAUGGUCAUUGGCGUGACAAUGACCAUAGGAGUUGACAAGAGAGCAUAAACAGAUCUGGGGCCAGGCUGCAGACCUAUAACAGCAGCAGCAAGCAGUCCUCCAGACAUUGAGGACAGGAAAGAACACCUCUGACCUUCGACGUUACGUCAACACAGCACCUUACCAUCACGUGCACCAGAUCUCAAUGUAUGCACUCACUAACUUUAAGUCGCUCUGGAUAAGAGCGUCUGCUAAAAUGACUAAAAUUUAAAUCUCUAGAAUCCCGUCAAUCUCCCGGUGUGACCGCAUUCCUUCCGUCUCGGUUGUACUCUGCCUCGUCAAGCCAUAUUAACCUACCAAUAGCAGUUAAAGAUAGAAUAUGGUCCUCUAGGAUCCACUUACAUUGCAUACAGUACAUGACAUGGAGAAGAGAGGAGAGGAGGAGGGAAACAAAAAGAAAGAAACUGAAAGCACUGACUGGACUGAACUCUGAAAUGGACUAUUUCCCUUAAAGCUUUACCUUGCCUGUCGCUUGUCCCUCUGAAGUUGUGUUCACGCUGCACUUGGCCCAGGGAUAGUUUUAACCCAGGGUUAAGGUUAGGCCUGGGUUAAGAACAAGUAGUGUAAAAAACCCUUAAGACAGGUGACUCAAGCUUUUACAUGGUUCUACUAAACCUUCUAGAACGUACAGAAAGCAAAGCACCGUCUCUCUCCUUGUAUUUACCUUACCGGUGCUUUAGAGUUUCUAGGCCUUUCUCUUUCUUGUCAAACUGCCUUGUUUGACUAUAAGCAAUGUAUUUUAUAUUUUCCCUCUUUUGUUUCUUGUUCGCAGUACUUUCAAGUGGUUUCUGGAAGGAGAGAUAAAAAUGUAAAAAGAUGGGCCAAUAUAUCAAUCCAUUCUCAUUCUAAAUGCCUUUGAAUUUGGCACUAACGUCCCAGCCGACUGUUUCCGGUAUAGACGGACUGUUGUAUAUUACGUGGAUGGAUGGGUGCAGUCAACCAGCUUUUAAGAUAUUUAGAUGGCUGUGUCACUUGUGUGCAUCAAGGUAAAAUGUCAAAUCAGAGCUUUGUUAUAAACCUAGAUUAGAGUGGUAGAUCCAGGGCUUUGUUUUUAUUAAUAAAAUGUGAUAUGAGAAUUAUGCUUAAUCUCUUCAUAAUUGUCAUUCUAAUGUACACAUACAGUACAUACACCUUUUGCAUUGUGAGGCAUGCUAUUGAAAUAUUAAUUAUAUAUUUAUUUUGUUUUGUAUAUUGGUAUUUUACAUACCAGUCAAAGUCAUAAUGCUUGUGGAGUUUUUAGGUUAGCGAGGCUAAUCAUGUAUUUCUUGAAAACCUUGGUCCUGCGAAAUAAACAAGCAAACAUUUGAAAGA